Molecule: messenger RNA, 1039 nt
Organism: Lathyrus oleraceus (garden pea)
Lineage: Eukaryota; Viridiplantae; Streptophyta; Magnoliopsida; Fabales; Fabaceae
Exons: 3
Coding region: 117-731 (204 amino acids)
Biological process (GO): defense response to other organism
Source: RefSeq, a predicted model, not a curated record
AAACACCACCACAAUUUCCUACACCAACCUGAAAAUAAUCACUUAUUUAGUACGUACCAUCUUCAAAUUAAAUUUUCAUUAUUUAAAAAAUUAAAGCUAGCUCUUAAAGAAAAGCCAUGAAAAUCUCCAAAGCAACAUGUUACUCUUCUUACACUAAUCUCCUAUGGCCAUGCCAACCUCGUACGGAACAAAACCACAUUGUUUUCUCCAACCGUUUUCGAGUCACCUGCACCGUAAGCCUUCUACUCUUAUUCACCACCGUCUACAUUUUCUGGCCGUCGGAUCCAUACCUCAAGAUCGUACGGUUGAAACUGAAGAAGAUUAAGGUGCACCGUGUGCCGCACAUCACCGUAGACAUCUCCAUGCUCUUCACGCUGAGAGUGCAAAACGCUGACGUGUAUUCCAUGGACUUCGGUGCGGUUGACGUGGCAGUAUCUUAUAGAGGGAAGCCACUAGGGCACGUGACAUCGGAGAAUGGUCACGUGAGAGCUAUGGGUUCUUCGUUUGUGGAUGCUGACGCGGAAUUUUCCGGCAUCGGUGUGUUGCCGGAGAUAUUGUUACUGCUACAGGAUUUGGCUAAGGGAACGGUGCCAUUUGAUACGGUUAGUCAAGUUAGGGGCAAAAUGGGGAUUUUCUUCUUUCACUUUCCCAUUAAGGCUAAAUUAACAUGCGAGGUUUUGGUGAGUAUGAUAAAUCAAACUAUUGUUCGUCAACAUUGUACCUAUGAGUGAUGUGAAGAGAAGAGCAAAUUAACAAUGAAGAGUUGGAAGAUGUUAGCUCCUUUGUAUAUAUGUAGUAUGUAUGUACCUACCCUUUAAAGUAGUUGGUGCCCCGAUGUUUGUAUUAAAAUUACAUUUAUAAGAUUAUGAUUAAUAAUGUAAAAAUGGGUAAAUAUCAAAGUCAUGUAAAUUAUGCUUACUUUAGGCAUCCUUAAGCCCACUAGAGAUUUGGGACAUAACACAUUCUAUGUUUUCUAACAAGAUAGUUAGAAUCAAAUUGAAAUUUUGUAAGAUAAAUUCUCUCAAACAUGUUACUUUCA